Molecule: messenger RNA, 3353 nt
Organism: Lindgomyces ingoldianus
Lineage: Eukaryota; Fungi; Ascomycota; Dothideomycetes; Pleosporales; Lindgomycetaceae
Exons: 1
Coding region: 96-3035 (979 amino acids)
Biological process (GO): mRNA 3'-end processing by stem-loop binding and cleavage
Cellular component (GO): mRNA cleavage and polyadenylation specificity factor complex
Molecular function (GO): RNA binding
Source: RefSeq, a predicted model, not a curated record
GCAAGCCAAAGCAAUCACUACCGUGCCACCCCGCCGCCCAGCAUGCGCGCUAGCUUGUGGUGUCGCAAUCUUCCAGAUAACUAAACGCGUCUACCAUGUUCAACUUCACUCCGCUUCUGGGCGCGCAAUCCGCCUCGGCGGCGUCACAGUCUCUACUCGAAUUCGAUGGCGGCAUAAAAGUGCUCAUCGACGCGGGCUGGGACGAGAGUUUCGACGUGGAGAAGCUGAAGAACAUCGAGAAACAUAUUCCCACGCUCUCGUUCAUCCUGCUGACCCACGCAACAACCUCCCAUCUCGGAGCUUUCGCACACUGCUGCAAGCACUUCCCUUUGUUCACGCGUAUACCCGUCUAUGCCACCACUCCCGUCAUCUCCCUCGGGCGAACCCUGCUCCAGGACUUGUACGCCUCGACGCCGCUGGCUUCCUCGGUAAUACCCCAGGACGCGCUCAAUGAGUCAGCCUUCGCUUUUCCCUCGUCCAAGGACGGAAGUAAUCCGAACAUAUUGCUUCAGGCGCCGACCGUCGAUGAAAUCGGCAACUAUUUCUCCCUCAUCAACCCUCUCAAAUACUCCCAACCGCAUCAGCCGCUCCCGUCACCUUUCUCUCCACCCCUUGGUGGCCUCACGAUUACCGCUUAUAGCGCCGGGCACACCCUCGGAGGCACAAUAUGGCAUAUACAGCACAAUAUGGAAUCGGUGGUUUAUGCAGUAGACUGGAAUCAAGCAAGGGAGCACGUUCUCUCGGGCGCUGCCUGGCUCGGGGGUCCCGGGACCAGUGGCUCAGAGGUUCUCGAGCAGCUCCGCCGACCAACUGCAAUGAUUUGUAGCAGUAAAGGGGCUGGUAUGGUGACAAUAGGGGGGCAAAGACACAAACGAGACGACGCUCUCCUUUCAAUGAUUCGAGAAACAGUGGCGAACGGCGGAUCUGUGCUUAUUCCUUCGGAUUCAAGCGCUCGCAUCCUCGAGCUUGCCUAUCUCCUAGAAGAAACAUGGCAGGCGGAGACAACAAAGGCGGACGGAGAUAGCCCGUUAAGGCGCGCUAGGCCCUUCCUUGCCAGCAGAACCAGCGGAGCUACGAUGAGAUAUGUACGGAGCAUGCUGGAGUGGAUGGAAGAGGGUAUUGUGAAGGAAUUUGAAACCGCCACCGGGGCCCAAGAAUCCCAAAAUCUAAGACGUGGCCGGGGACAGCAGAGUAGCCAUGAUAAAGCAGACGAGGACAAGGUAGCAAAGGCGCCUUUUGACUUCAGACACAUCACCCUAUUGGAACGAAGAUCCCAAGUAAAUAGGAUGCUAGGCUCUGCUGAGCCUUGUGUGAUUCUCGCAAGCGACACUUCUUUCGAAUGGGGGUUUUCCAAGGAUGCCAUCAAAGUCAUGGCGUCAGAUCCUCGCAAUCUUAUAAUCCUCACGCAGCGCGCGGGUGAGAAAUCCGGGCAGGAGAAGGGUCUCGGUAGAUAUCUUUGGGAGCUAUGGAACGAACAGAAUGCCUCAUCAGGACAAGAUGCGCCCUCUACCGCUGUCAUUAACUCAGCCGGUAUUGAAGCACUUAUACCAUCCAUGCAAAGGGUUUCGCUUGAAGGCAACGAGCUCCAUUUGUAUCAACAGUACCUAGCCCGCCAACGGCAGCUACAAAACACGAUUCAAGGAGACUCUGGAGCAACAUUAGAAGCGUCCGCGGACGUGGUAGAUGACCGCUCUUCCUCGACCUCUACAACUUCCGAGGACUCGGAUAUAGAGCAUCAAGGCAAGGCGCUCAACACAGCAACGACAUUACAACACGCUCGACACAAACUUGGGCUCAGCGAUGCGGAGUUGGGCAUCAAUAUCUUGAUUCGACGCCACAACGUCUUUGACUAUCAAGUUCAGGGGAAGAAGGGUCGGGAGAAAUCGUUCCCUUAUGUUGCAAAGAGAAGACGGGCGGAUGAUAUGGGAGAGCUGAUUAGACCGGAGGAGUUUAUCCGCGCUGAUGAGAGGGAUCAAGUUGAAACAGAAGGUUUGCUCGAAGGUGCGGGUAAAAAGGAGAAUGCGGUUGGGAUGAAGAGGAAGUGGGAUGAUCCAGCUAUUCGCCCUGGUGAUGGAGCGCGACGCAUACCAAACGGCGCCGGGAAACGACGAAGGACAGAUGGAGCCGGAGGGAGUACUUCAGGCACUGGUAUUGAGGACGCCGAGUCCUCAGACAGCGAACCUGAGGAUGAAGCAGACAAGAUCGAAGGCCCGUCCAAGCUCAUCUUCGGAACUGAAACCCUCCAACUCAACUGCCAGAUCUCCUUCGUCGACUACUCCGGCCUCCACGACCGCCGCGCUAUCCAAAUGUUAGUCCCUCUCAUCAAGCCGCGCAAACUCAUCUUCAUCGCCGGCGAAGCAGCAGAAACUAAUGACCUCGCCUCCGAAUGUCGCCAACUUCUAAACGCAAGCUCCAGCGACUCUACCAGCAGCGUCGACGUCUUUGCUCCCGCCAUUGGCACCACAAUUGACGCCAGCGUCGACACCAACGCUUGGACCGUCAAGCUUAGCCGCGACCUUGUCCGCAAACUUCAGUGGCAAAACGUCCGCGGCCUCGGCGUCGUUGCUAUUACCGGUCUCCUACGGCCCGCCUCCCUCUCCCUCCCUAUCCGACAAACCGACGGCACCGCGAAGAAGAAAGUUAGACUGCAAGACCCCGCCUCCGACGUCCCCAUUCAGAAAGCUGGAGAGAAAGAAGAGCAACCACAGAUAAACCUCACGCCCAUCCUCGACAUCGUCCCCGCGAACCUCGCAUCUGCCACCCGCUCCGUCGCCCAGCCCUUCCAUGUCGGCGAUCUCAGACUCGCAGAUCUCCGCAAAACCAUGCAGGCUUCAGGUAUGACGGCCGAGUUCCGGGGCGAGGGUGUGUUGGUCAUCAAUGGCACUGUUGCGAUUCGGAAGAGUGGAACUGGCAAGAUUGAAAUCGAUGGCGGAGCAUAUAGUUUCGCGGAUCCGAAGAAUGGGGAUGCGGGGACCUUUUUUAGGGUAAGGAGACUGGUUUAUGGAGGCUUAGCUGUGGUGUCGGGGGUAAAUUGAGGCGGGCGAAGAGGGAGUAGAGGGUGUGUGUAAGAUUAUGAUGGUGAGAGGGAGAGUUUUGGGCUUUCUGGAUUUUGUGUUUUUGGGAGCGGUUUGAUGCUCCGACAAGAUUGGGGGCAGCAUUGAGCGAGUGAUGAGCCGUGAACACUCUGCAUGGAAGCUAUUCGAACACGUCCCAUCUAGCUACUGAUCGCAGGCGGGACUAGGACGAGCUAAAUGUAAGAAUAGUCACAAUUUCUUCCGUGCACAGUGCUCUCAUAAACAUGCAGGUAGUCGGAUAGAUGGGGGAGAAAUGCGUAAUAGAAAAAUGAAUCAAAU